AUGGACUCUACAAAGAGAAAGCCACAUGCUUUGUUGAUUCCAUUUCCAGCUCAAGGCCAUAUCAACCCAAUGUUCAAACUAGCAAAGUUGCUUCACCUAAGAGGCUUUCACAUAACCUAUGUUCACACUGAGUAUAACCACAGACGCUUGCUAAAAUCAAGGGGUCCCAACGCCCUUGAUGGCCUCUUAGACUUUCAAUUUGAGACCAUUCCAGAUGGCCUUUCUCAAACAGAUGCUGAUGCUAAUGUCACUCAAGACAUAGAGUCUUUAUGCAAAUCAGUUAAAAAGAACUUCCUCUUACCAUUUCGUGAUCUUCUUGCUAGACUUAAUCAUUCUUCCACCCCAGUUACUUGCUUGGUUUCUGAUGUUGUGAUGACUUUUACUACACAAGUUGCCGAAGAACUUGCACUCCCUUUGAUCAUGCUUUACCCGGCCAGUGCAUAUUCCUUAUUCACUUUUUUGCAUGUUCGUGCUUUACUUGAUAAAGGUCUCGUACCACUCAAAGAUGAGAGCUACCUAACAAAUGGGUAUUUGGACACUGAAGUAGAUUGGAUUUCAGGUAUGAAAAACUUUAGACUGAAAGAUCUUUCUAGCUUUAUAAGGACAACAGAUCCAAAUAACUUUAUGAUAGAAUUUUUCCUUGAAAUGGUGAAUAAUGCAAAGAGAGCCUCAGCUAUUGUUUUUAACACUUUUGAUGAACUUGAGAGUGAUGUGCUGAAUGCUCUCUCCUCUAAGUUCCAUUCUCUUUACCCCAUUGGCCCAUUCCCCUCAUUUUUAAAUCAAAGUCCAAACAACCAUUUGGAAUCUUUAUGUUCCAAUCUAUGGAAGGAGGAUACGGAGUGUCUUGAAUGGCUUGAAUCCAAGGAAUCAAAAUCUGUUAUUUAUGUGAAUUUUGGUAGCAUCACAAUUAUGUCUCCAGAGCAACUCUUAGAGUUUGCUUGGGGUUUGGCCAACAGCAAGAGACCCUUUUUGUGGAUCGUUAGGCCUGACCUUGUGAUUGGAGGCUCAGUGAUUUUGUCAUCUAAAUUUGUCAAUGAAACUUCAAAUAGAGGCCGAAUAGCAACUUGGUGUCCACAAGAGCAAGUGUUGAACCACCCUUCAAUUGGAGGAUUCUUGACUCAUUGUGGAUGGAACUCAACAAUUGAAAGUAUUUGUGCAGGUGUGCCAAUGUUGUGUUGGCCAUUUUUCGCUGAUCAACCAACAAAUUGUAGAUGUAUUUGCAGUGAGUGGGGAAUUGGGUUUGAAAUUGACACAAAUGUGAAGAGAAAGGAAGUGGAGAAACUGGUCAAGGAAUUGAUGGUAGGAGAGAAAGGAAAGAAAAUGAAUAAAAAAGUGUUGGAGUUGAAGAAUAAGGCGGAGGAGGACACUAGACCCGGAGGUCGUUCAUACAUGAACUUGGACAAAGUGAUUAACGAGAUAUUGCUCAAACAAAAUUAGAUUA
This is a messenger RNA of Abrus precatorius (Indian licorice), 1441 nucleotides long. RefSeq names its product 7-deoxyloganetin glucosyltransferase-like. The transcript has 2 exons. The record is from RefSeq and is a predicted model, not a curated record. Gene Ontology annotation, molecular function: UDP-glycosyltransferase activity. Bases 1 to 1437 code for a protein of 478 amino acids. NCBI's taxonomy places the organism in Eukaryota, Viridiplantae, Streptophyta, Magnoliopsida, Fabales, Fabaceae.